CCAGGAAGAGGAAGAGGAGGAGGAAGAGGAAGAGGAAGACUUUCCCGCUCCCCCACCAGGUCAGAGUUGGGAGGGCGCCCAAGAUGGCUGCCUCCAUGGGUGACCUGUUCUGCUUUUGUGCGGAUCCUGCGGGCCGGGCCCGGGCCAUGGUGGAAGUGAGAUUCAUCAGCAGCCUCAAGGGAAAAGGCUUAUUUGCCACCAGGAAUAUCCAUAAAGGGGAAACGAUCUUCUUGGAGAAGCCUGUGGUGUCAUCCCAGUUCCUCUGGAACAUGCUGUACAGAUAUAAAGCCUGUGACCACUGCCUGCGGGCCUUGGAGACGGCAGAGGAGAACGCACAGAGGCUUCUGGGGAAAAGCCGUCGGGUCCUGCCUCACCCAGAGCAGUGCAGCAUCCGGAAGGAUUUGCAUCAGCACUGUCCCCAUUGCCAGGUUGCGUAUUGCAGUGCUGAAUGCAGGCAAUCUGCCUUCGAGCAAUACCACCAGGUGCUGUGCCUGGGCCCCUCCCGAGAGGACCCCAAACAUCCCCUCAACAAACUGCAGGAGGCCUGGAGAAACAUCCAUUACCCACCGGAGACUUCCAGCAUCAUGCUGCUGGUGAGGAUGGUAGCCACCGUCAAACAGGCAAAGGACAAGGACUGGUGGAUAAAGCUUUUCUCUCAGUUCUGCAGUAAAACGGCCAACGAAGAAGAGGAGAUCGUCCACAAGCUGCUGGGGGACAAAUUUAAGGGCCAGCUAGAGCUCCUCCGGCGGCUCUUCACGGAUGCCCUUUACGAAGAACAUCUCAGCAGGUGGUUUACUCCAGAAGGGUUCCGAUCGCUGUUCGCCCUGGUUGGGACCAAUGGCCAAGGCAUAGGAACAAGUUCCCUGAGCCAGUGGGUCCAUGCCUGCGAUGCGUUAGAGCUUCCCCCGCACGAGCGAGAGCAGCUAGACGCCUUCAUAGACCAGCUCUAUAAGGAUAUCGAGAAAGAGACCGGGGAGUUCUUGAACUGCGAGGGAUCCGGCCUCUAUGUGCUCCAGAGCUGCUGUAACCACAGCUGCAUCCCCAACGCUGAGACGUCCUUCCCGGAUAACAACUUCCUCCUGCACCUCAUCGCCCUGGAGGAGAUCAAGCCGGGAGAGGAAAUCUGCAUUAGCUAUUUAGACUGCUGCCAGCGGGAGCGGAGCAGACACAGCCGCCACAAGAUACUCAGGGAACACUACCUGUUCACCUGCUCAUGCCCCAAGUGCCUGGCUCAAGCCGACGACGCCAACCUGACUUCAGAGGAGGAGGAGGAGCUGGAGGGCGAAGGAGAGACGGAUGACGCGGAGCUGGAGGAUGAGAUGACGGACGUUUGAUCCUGGGCCCAGGGAUGGGGUUUGGCUUUGUACCGGAGACGGGACCGUGGGGAGGGACUGUGCCUGGUCGGCCAGGGCUGGUGCUGCGGCAGGGAGAGAGCAUGUUAAGGUUUGGCUAGGUUGGGCAGUGGAGGAAGCGGGGAUCUUCCCUGCUCCUGACCAUCCUUCUGCGGGAGUGUGUCUGUGGUCCCCUCUCUCUAGGUAAUGGCUCCACUUGUCCCAACCACUCCUCCACGGCUGAGGGAGAUAUCAGCCCACCCAGACAUCGCCGUGGUCUCCUUGUUUGUGUCUGAUCCUGCACACAGAGCAAUACGCCAGGGCGGGGGAGAUGGCGCAUGCAGGGAAAGUCCCCUCCUCUUCUGAGCACAGCGCACAAACCUUAGCACAACUCUUGUUCCUGACGCUGGGCGAACAACCAGCUACUCCGGGACUUCCUCCGGUGUCAAUAUCUAAGUGAUCUGAGAACUUGGAGAGCGGAGUCUGGGGGGAUUUGGGCACAUGACUUCCUCGGGGUGUGGAGGGGGGAGAACAGGUUUAACCCUGUGGAGACAGUGGCUGUGCAGAGAGGUUGUAGUCUCAUGGACUCAGCACAAGACAGGGAGCCAGGACUCCUGGGUUCUAGUCCCUGCUCUGUCGCUGACUUGCGGUGUGAGCAAGUCACUUACUCUCGCUGGCUCUCAGAUUAAAAUGGGGGGGGAUGAUCAGACUUUCCUAGCUUGCGGGGGGGGGGGGCGGGAGUUGGAAGGAUUAGCUGCUCCAUGUCUGGACAGGGCUGAGUAUUUUGAGUUGUAGAUAUAUAUACUCUUAGUGCCAGCAGGUGAAGGGUUAAGUAGCUCUGGGGGUGGAUACAGUCAGCUGGUGGAGCCUCACACUCCUUACCUUGGUCUCCUGCUCCUGCUGGCCUAGUACUUUUGUUGUGGGGGUUUCACCAUGGGGAGGUCUGUCUGCCCCACCGGGGCAUCAGGCUCAGUGGUGCUGGCCUGUGAGGGGCUCCUGAACGGGCACCAAAGGGAAAUCCUGACCCAGCUUGCCGCAGGGGGCUCGACACCUGGGGCCAGUUAUAACGGUCCGUAGGCAUUCCUCUGCUCAGCACUGUAGCGCCGAAACUCGUUGUCAGAGGGGAGUUAGGCGCUUAGGAGCCUAUUGACUGUCAGUGCGGUUUUGGCUCUUAGGUGCCUAAAUCCCUUUUAACAAGGAGACAUAGGCUCCUGAAUCAGCUAGGCAUUGGAAUGCUGAGCGCAGCAACGGCUAAAUACCUCUAAAAACCUGGGCCCCGGUUCUUCUGCAAAGGACCAGGAAGGGGGGGCUGGUCCCACCCCAGGUGGAUUUGCCAAGCCCAGCCCUGGAGCGCGAAGGGAGAAAUAGUCGACUCUAUUGUGUCUGGGGGGUGGUUGGAGGGAUCCAUCCUCAGACUUCCCUUGUGUGUAUUAUCCCACUGACCUCCAAGGGGUGCAAAGGCUGCAGGGCUGGGCCCUGGGGUAUCACGUGACCUUCAGCCAGGCUCUGGAGGCUGAGUCCGCAAGGAGCUGGCAGCUCCUUCUAGACCCACUAGCGUAAGCCCCCAAGGGACCGUCUGCCUGGGUCUGAGCAGUGCCCAGCGCCCACAGCUCCUCUCCAGGCCAGUGGGUGUUGCGAGUGCUCAGCCCCUCUCAGAUCAAACCCUAUCAGAGCAGUGUGGAGCUCUCGGGGGGGACGGCGAAGGAUCCAGAUGAGAAUUCAGGCCGCCUAGUACCAGAGCCGGAGAUGGGAAGAUGCCAAUCGAUGCGGGAGUCCGUUCCCCUGUGAGGGCAGGACCAGCCCUGCAAUAGAGACUGAGCCGCUUAGAAAUAUCUCCGCCUUCUACGAGGCAGGCAGCGUACCUACAAAGGGUGCAGGGCCAUUGUGCUCUUCCUGGCAGCCGUCUCCAAGGUCCGUGACAUUGUGGUUUGCCUUUCUGCUCUGUCACGGUGACUGGAUGAAGGGUUGGCUUCCAGCACAAUGUAAUUGCUUGCGGCCUGCAGGGUACGCACCGACUCUGGGCUGCCUGGGGACCAAACUGAGAGGCUGCUCGCUGUCCACUUCUGAUCUUCUCCCCAUGAAUAAUGAGGCUGGAAUGGGAGAAAGGUCACCCGCCAGCUGUGAUCACCUGCUCUUUAGAGCCACGUUCCGCACCCCAUCUCCUCACUCCAGUAACGGGGCCAGGAGCGGGGGCACCCCAAAUCCUGACCUCGUACCCCACACCCCCAUCAGUGAGAGGGCAGUUAAUGAAAACACUAAUUAGGCUGGUUAAAGCACUGAACUGAACAGCCAAUUUUAACACGAACAAUUUUAAUAAUUAACUUUUGUAGUUAACCCUCUACAAACUCAGUGCCAAGCCAGAGUCGUUCCCCUUUCCGGAAGUGGGAUACAAUUCCUGGCCUCGUUUCUUCCACCGCCUCCCCCAGUCCUCCUGCAGCUGAUGGGGCUUAGCCGUUCUGAUCAAGAUGAAGCAUGGCGUGCUGGGAGUGGUUGUCUCGUCAGUCCCCCCCACCCAUUAAAGGGUAAGAGAGAUGCAGUCUUCUCUGUUGCCGAUGAGGCAGGAGCUGUGUGGCUCUGGUAUGUUGCCUAGCCCUGGGUGCUGCUGUGUCCCUCUAUGAAGACUCAUUUUUCCCACUUUCCUUAGGACUUCUCUUGGAGGGGGGGAGCCCGGGCUCUGUGACUGGAAAACAAUGGACCACCACGCUCCUUAAACCUGUCUGUGUUGAGUGUCUUAGGGCCCACUUGCAGGGCGUCUUCCCCUUGAGUUUCGCUGGGAAUUUGACAGGGUUGUUAGCUUUGAAAUAUGACUGUUGAACCUAUCUUAGCCUUGUGACAGCACAUUUUGAGGGCUUUUACAUUCUGCGGGCCUGGAGCUGGGAGACUGACCUAGAAACUUGGUGCCUGCAGAUCACAGGCCAAAUCCUACACUGGUGUAAAUCUGGAAUAGCUUCACUGAUUUCCUCGGAGUUACUCCAAAUUCACACUGGUGUCGCUGAGAUCAGAAUUUGUUUUCACCUUCUUAAGCCCUUGCUGCACAAGAAGUUGUACUUAGAUUUUUGGUCUUGCUUGAAACAAUACAGCAAUAUGUUUAUUUGAUGUGGUGCUAAUGCCCGUGAUGACAGAACUGCAGUGAAUGAAGGGAGUACGCUGGUAUGGAGUAGACCGACUUUUAAACCGUGGCCUACAAUGGCUCCGGAACAUUGCUUGAGCAAAGCAGUCUUCCAAAAACCCACAUGGUGCAAGGAUCUCAAACAAGGUCCCACCUGUAGAAGGAAAAUGUUACAUUUGAGAGCAAGGAAUUGUGGUUGAGCAAAGACCUGCUAACCAAAGUGAUCAGGCUAGAUGUGAAUGACAGUGACAACACUAUCCAGAUGAAAAUGAUAUUGCAGGAAAGCCCUAUCUGUGAUGAAUGAGGUGUUUAAAAAAACCAAAACCUAAAACAGGAGAUUUAACAACCACCACCACCCAAGCCUUGUCUCUAUUUACGCGGCUUCCUUUUUUGCAGACCAGCUUGAACAGUGUCUCUAUAUUGGUCAGUUUCACUUCUUGGUUCUCAUGCCCGGGCACAAUUCCCUUGCGUGUGGGUUUCCUGUGCAAUGCUUCAGCUCUAAAUAAUCCCUCCUCUUUUGAAUGUAUACACCCUGCCUGAAUAGAGGGCCUGUGGCACUGCUCUACAGGCCGGUGUCCUGAAGAACCAGAGCACUGCGGCUAGCCCUGCCUUGGAUAUUUUGUUGGCCAAGCUUGAGUUUUAAAGUUGCCAACAUCCAUCUCCCUCCGACGGUAGCUUUCCGCCUAAGGCUUUAAGUUAACGCGUUUCAGUUCAGAGAGAGUUGGGAAGCAGGCCCACCUCGUCUUACUAUUGUGCUUGUAACCAACAGCCCGACGUUCCUUUUGGGACAGGGGCGAGAGGCAGUCUUGUUUCAGGAGAAGUAGGCAAAGCCAUUUGAUCGGUAUAUUCUCACAUAAGCAGCGAUCGGUGCGUGCUACAAACUGUGGAUCCAGAUUCCCAAACAGCCUGAAUGUCGAGCCUGGGGUUGGGUUGGGUCCACUUGCAAAACGGGGAGUAUUUGGCGCGGGAGGUUUUGGUGCCUCGCUGGAUGAGCCCUAGCAAACGGCCGUAGCGUGGGGUGCAAAGCGGCCCUGUUUAACAGUAGUUGCCUUUUGAUGGAAGCUGCCACUAAUCUUUUUGAAACAGAAAAGCGGGUGGGCCUGGCUGGGCUGCCCUUGCCGAGGUCAUCCACAGUCUGCGCCCAGCUCCGCAGCUUGGCCACCUGGCUUUUAUUUUCUGCAUUGUUCGAUUCACAGCAAAGCAGAAUUCUAGUGCCAUUCCGGUCUCCUACACCUCACCCUACCCCGUCACAUCCACGCUCUGCACAGCUUCCCCGCGGUCACAAACGGCCUUGGGUAGCUGAGCCUCAUCAGCCCCCCUCCUCGCAGGUUCCUGGUUCAGGGCUUGGGACGUCCUCCCCCGUGGAGUGUAGCCAGACAUAUCUCCAGAGUAGGGUUGCCAACCGUCUAAUCACACAAAUCCAAACAGUCUUGCCCUGCCCCUGCCCCGAGGCCCCGCCCCGCUCACUCCAUCCCCCCUCCCUCCAUUGCUCACUCUCCCCCACUCUCAUUCAACGGGCUGUGGCAGGGGGUUGGGGUGAAGGAGGGGGUGAGGGCUCCGGCGGGGGUGUGUGUGUGGACUCUGGGGUGGGGCCAGAAAUGAGGGGUUUAAGGUGUGGGAGGGGGCUCUGUGCUGGGGCAGGAGGUUGGGCUGUGGGAAUGGGUGAGGGGUGCAGGCUCUGGGAGGAAAUCUGGAUGCAGAAGGGGGCUCUGGGCAGGAGGUUGAGGUGCAGGAGGGGGUGCGGGCUCUGGGAGGGAGUUUGGAUGCAGGAGGAGGCUCAGGGCUGAGGCAGGGAGUUUGGGUACAGGACGGGGCUCAGGAUUGGGGAAGGGGAUUGGGGUGCAGGAUGCAAGCUCUGGGAGGGAGUUUGGAUGCAGGAGGGGGCUCAGGGCUGAGGCAGGGGGUUGGAGUGCAGGAGGGGGUGUGGGCUCUGGGAGGGAGUUUGGGUACAGGAGGGGGCUCAAGGCUGGGGCAGGGGGGCAGGCUCUGGGAGGGAGUUUGGGUACAGGAGGGGGCUCAGGAUUGGGGAAGGGGGUUGGGGUGCAGGAUGCAAGCUCUGGGAGGGAGUUUGGAUGCAGGAGGGGGCUCAGGGCUGAGGCAGGGGGUUGGAGUGCAGGAGGGGGUGUGGGCUCUGGGAGGGAGUUUGGGUACAGGAGGGGCUCAGGGCUGGGGCAGGGGUGCAGGCUCUGGGAGGGAGUUUGGAUGCAGAAGGGGGCUCAGGGCUGGGGCAGGGGUUUGCGGUGCAGGAGGGGGUGAGGGCUUCGGCUGCUUCCAGUUAGCAGCACAGUGGAGCUAAGGCAGGCUCCUUGCCUACCCCGGCCCUGCGCUGCGGCUGGUACGUCCCUGUGGCAGGCAGGAGGUGUUGCGCAUUGCCCCCGCCUGCAGGCACCACCCCCACAGCUCCCAUUGGCUGCCAUUCCCAGUCAAUGGGAGCUUUGGGGGUGGGGGCGGUGCAUGGAGACUCCCUGCCCCUCCCGCCCCCCAGGACCGCAGGGACGUGCUGGCCACUUCCAGGAGUGGCGCUGGGCCAGGGCAGGCAAGGAGCCUGCCUUGGCCCUGCUGUGCUGCCGGACUUUUAGUGGCCUGAAAUCUCCCAGUUUGGUUUUAGUAGCCUCCAGGAGAUAGAGCCCGAUUCCGGGAGACCCCCAGCGAAACUGGGAGAGUUGGCAACCCUACCCCAUAGAGAGGGGCUACUGCACACCCCACCUUCUAUAAUCACUGUGUUCAUGCUGAUGCAGGUGUGACACUGAAGUCGGUAGAGCUUUUCAAUCAGUUGGUAUGAUGUCUGUCUGUACAUAAUGCAUGAUAAGAGAGAGCUGGUAUCCACCUGAAUGAAAAUAAAUCAAACCACAAUAACCACCGCUGA
Molecule: messenger RNA, 7306 nt
Organism: Chelonia mydas (Green sea turtle)
Lineage: Eukaryota; Metazoa; Chordata; Testudines; Cheloniidae
Gene: SMYD5
Product: SMYD family member 5
Exons: 13
Coding region: 84-1334 (416 amino acids)
Molecular function (GO): histone H4K20 methyltransferase activity; protein binding
Source: RefSeq, a predicted model, not a curated record